Tuber melanosporum (Perigord truffle) is the source of this 3825-nucleotide messenger RNA. RefSeq lists its product as uncharacterized. Bases 84 to 3659 code for a protein of 1191 amino acids. NCBI's taxonomy places the organism in Eukaryota, Fungi, Ascomycota, Pezizomycetes, Pezizales, Tuberaceae. Gene Ontology annotation, cellular component: Golgi apparatus. The record is from RefSeq and is a predicted model, not a curated record. The transcript has 3 exons.
GCUUCCGUCAUUCGAUAGACCAAACUUCUCAACCCCCUCUUGCCACGACUUUAACUAGAGAUAGAUACAAACGCAUAACGGAAAUGUUUUCACGAUUAAAAGGCGUACUGGAAUCGCACAUAGAUUCGCAGAUUCAGCAAGAGCAAGCACGAACCCGAAAUUUACCAUCCCGCCGUUCAGGUUCUCCCGCGCAGCGCGCAGACUCUCGUGCAAGGACAGCCGCAGCGGGGAAGGAGAAGGACCCAUCUGAAUUCGAGAAUGAGAGCGAUGGGAGUUCAGUUACUACCUUGAUCCCUUCACGGGUGGGCACACCUCUUCAAGGGGAGGUGGUGUCAGGGGAUCCACUGGGAGCUGUGGGUGGUAAAUCACAGCCGAGUGGUAAGGAAAACGAGAAGAGUUCUUCUGGGGGAGCAAGUGGCACGGGCGAAGGUGGGAGCGGAGGUGGGAGAAAAAAUGAUGCUCCCUCUAGAAGUGCGAGCCCAGCCCCUGGACCUUUAUCUUCGUCGUCGUCGUCAUCGUCGCCUUCGUCAUCGAAUGUGGAUCUACCAACAGAUGUUAGAGUUAAACUGAGAAAGUUGGAGAAAAUCGAGGGGAAACACAACGAUCUACUACGUUCUUACAAGAUUGUUCAUGCCCGCAACGCUCUCAUCGAACCGUUUGAGAAAGCUCUUCGUGAAAAUACACCCUUCGAGUCAAUAGCCGAUCCCAAACCCCUCAUCGAUUACAUCAACAGUUUUGCUCUACGAGCCGACUUAGCGAAAGAGGAGCUUAUCCGAGUUUCUAAAGAGCGAGACGAGCAUAAAUCGCAGAUACAGAAACUCAAGGACGAACAGAGGGCUAGGGACGAGGAGAUUGAGAAAUUGAAGAAGGAAAUGAAAGUUUCAAAUGGAGUCGUGGAAAGCUCUACUACUAAGCAGCGGGGGGAGUCGUCUGAUGACAUCUUCUCGUUCGAUGAUGAGCAUGAGAAAUUGCAGACUUUGGUCCAGCAACAGCAGAAAGAGAUUGAGGCACUCAGGGCAGACCUUGAUUCAGCCAAAGCUGCUCAGAAAGCCGCCGAGGAGGCUGUGGAGGGAAUGCAACAAAGUGUAGAGGAUGCUCAAAAGGAUCUGGAAACUACACGCGAGCUUGCCUCCGCGAGAGAGAAUGAGGCUAUGGAGAUUGCAGAGAAGACUAGAAAAGAUUUGCAGGAGAUGGAAAGGGAUAGGGCUUUGACGGAAGAGAACUUGAAACUAGCGGAAGCUAGAUUCAAGGCAGCGGAGGAAAAAGCGAGGGUUGGAGCUGAGGAAUUGGGGGAGACUACGAAGGCGCUGGAUAAGAAAGCCAGAGAGCUUGAGGGGAAAAAGAAAGACCUUAAAGAGAAAGAGGCCGGGUUAACACAAGCUAAGAGGGCACUGGAGAUCUCAAAACAGAAAAUCUCUGACUUGGAGACAACCAAUAAUACGAAUAACGACAUGUUGAAACACCUUAGCAAGCUCACGGAGGAGGUCAAUCAGUUAAGGGAUGGGAAGAUCGUGCUACAACGGGCUGUCGUCAAUCUCGAAGGGAAACUUCGGGAAUCGGAGAGAAGGCUGGCUGAGAACUCAUCAAAGCCUAGCGUGGAGGCCCUCCCAGCCUCUAAGGAUUCCGAACCAAGCGCGGCUGGUGUUACAUCCGGAGUGGGCAAGAACACAAAGAAAAAUCGGAAGAGGAGAGGCAGAGUCAGAGGGGGUGCUCAAGGUUCAACUUCUACUCCAGAUGAAGGCCCGGUCAAGGACAGUGAGAUCGUCGAUGAGGAGCUAGAACCAGUGUUAGUUCCGGAAGCUAGCCUUUGGUCUGAGUCGAUUAUUGAGGAUCUUCAGAACCAGCUCGUUACGUUGCGUUCACAGUUGGAUGAGAAAGAUUCUGAGAUUGCCAAGUUUAACUCUGGUUUACAAUGGAGAUUGGAGGAGAAAGAAGAGGAGAUCGUUAGGCUAAAGGCCAAGUUGGUGGAUGUCGAAGCGGUCCACGAGGAGAUAGAAUCUCUGAGAGACGAUCUUGUAAAUCUCGGCCGGGACCAUAUGGAAGCCCGAGAUAAGAUUAAGGAUCAAGCGAAAGGGCUCCAUGAAGCAAGAACAAGGAAGGAAGAGCUUGAGCAAGAGGUUCAAGAAUUGGAAUCUGAGAUAUCGUCAUUGAAGUCGCAAAACUUGUUGACAUCUGCGGAAAACGAGAGAGCUCACGCCGCCCUGAUCGCAGAGCAUGAAGGCCUCAAACAGAAGUCUUCUACGCUUCAAACUGAUCUCUCCGCCGCCCAAAAAUUGGCAGCCACUAGAUACAAGGACAUUAUGGAGCUCCGAGUAGUUAUCGAGAAAGCGCAGACGGAACUCACGUCGCUGAGAGCAGAGGUGGCUGCUUUGACGGCCGGGAAAAAUGAGGCGAACCAAAAACUUGUUGAGUUGAAGCGUCUUGAGAGGUCUGAGAGAGACCUUAAGAACGACAUCGCAAACCUCAACAAGAAGAUAUCAGACAAGGAAACUGAGCUUGAGAAAAUGCGCGCCAAAGUUCGUGAGGAGGCAGCUAGGAGAGUCCAGGCGGAGGAGGCCACCAGGCGAGUUCAGAAGGACUUCAGGAAGUUGGAUGACGAGCGAAAGGAAGUGCUGGAAGCAGCGGACAAGAUCGCGCGAGACCACGCGAGAGUCCAGGAGGAGGUCAAUGCUCUGAAGCCGAAGGUUGCGGCUUUGGAAAAGGAAAUUAGAGCCCUUAGGGACAAAAAUACUACCCUGGCUGAGGAACUGGAAUUGAAGGUUGCGCAGUAUUCCAGCUCCCAAAGCUUGAUGGGCUCCAUGAGGGACCAAACCGGCGAACUAGCAAUGCAGAUGAAGGAAGCCGUCGAGAAAUAUGAAUCGAUGGAGGAGGAACUUACGGAAGCCCACAAACUCCUCAGCGAGCGUUCUAGAGAAGCAGAGACCAUGAGAAGACUGCUCAGUGAGGUUGAAGAUAGAAACGGCGCCCGAACUAGAGACAUGAAGGAACGCAUGGAGGCUGCCUUUGAUGAGCGUGACAAGGCCGAAGAGGAAGCUGCGACCAUUGGCCGCAGACGAGCAAGGGAAAUUGAGGAACUCCGCGAUAGAGUCCGGGAGUCGGAGCGCAAUCUAAAGCAUGCCGAAGAAUCCCAAACAGCAGCAGAACGGGAGCUGAACGGGUUGAGGGACGGUAAAUCCCGUGCUGAGGAGGCACUUGAAAGGAUCAAAGGAGAAUAUGAAGACACCAAGAAGGCUAUGAUAAGUAUGCAAGAUGCCCUCGACCAAACCGAUAACCAGAUGGAGGAAAUAGAGUGUCAAAGGGCAGAGAUGCGCAAGACUCUCCAGGAGGAACAAGCCCGCUCCGAGAAACUGCAGAAAUCAUACAAGGCUCUUCAAGAGGAAUACCGCCAGCUGCAGAUUAUCCGUCCAAAGGGCAUCGAUAACAACACCAGAUCAUCUAUAGACUCUGCCCGUUCCGGCCGCGCAUCACCAUCCUCCGCACAUGCUAAUACCCCGGGAAACCAGAUGGUGAACAUGGACUACCUAAAGAAUGUCCUCCUUCAAUUCCUCGAACAGAAGGACAAAAAGACACAGCUGCAGUUGGUGCCAGUUCUUGGCAUGCUUUUGAAAUUUGAUAAAAAGGACGAACAAAAAUGGCUAGCGGUCGUUUCUGCGAAGUAGUUGGAGGAGUGAUAGAUUGGUGGACCGAUUGGUCAAAAGGCGUUGACGUAUGGCUGUUUUUUCCCGAUAUUAUUUUUGUCUUUUUUCUUUGCUAUUAGGAAUGGGUUCCACGUAGGUUCUUAUGGGCAUUGUAGUAGUUAAUUAGUAUGGUUGCGGCGAUGGUCAG